AUGCAUUCGUUCGUCCGCCCCCACGAGUACGUCGUGUUGCGACUGCCGUCCGACACAUCCAAGGUCAUCAAACUCGUGCCCAAUACGUAUGUCUCCGGGGCCUUUGCGCUCUGUCUACCUAGGAAUGUCUCGCUCGGGAAGUAUGGCAACUUCCCUUCCAACCAAAUUAUCGGACGUCCUUUUUACUUGACGUACGAGAUUCUCGACCACCCGGAUGAGGAUGGCCAUGUCUUGCGUGUUGUUCCCGCCACAGAGCUUCAUGCGGAGGCCCUCAUCAGUGAGGGCUCCGGAGAGGCGGACGGCGAGAUGGAGGAUUUCGACAUGAACGGCGAUGGCGACGUGCCGAUGCGCACAAAUCGGGACACCAUCGAUGACAGUUCGAGUCAAAAGUUAACAUUGGCGGAGAUCGAGGAGCUGAAGAAGCAGGCGACAUGCGCAGGGAAGGAAAUCAUUGCACGACUGCUGCAGUCGCAUACGGCGAUCGACCAGAAGACGGCCUUUUCGCUCGCCAAAUACAAACUGAGGAAGCAGAAGAAAUUUCUGCGGAGAUUCACUGUCCUCCCCAUGGACGUCAGCAUCCUCACGCAGUAUCUGCUCGAAGAGAAAGACGCGCCUAAGAUCAUGGAGCUGAGAGACGAAUUGAUUGCUCUCAUGGGGUGUUGGGGUAAUGUGCACCAUGGGGGAAAUACCCUGCUGGAAGAAACAGUCACAUCGAAGCCGAACGGACGAUAUCUCGUCGUGGAUGACACGGGCGGUCUAGUAGUUGCGGCGAUGGCAGAGAGAAUGGGUAUCCUUUACCCUCACGAAGACGACGAGGACGAUGAUGACACUCAGACGAAUGAUCCCGGGGAUGCGGAUGAGGCAGAACAACCCAAGGAUGGGAGAACCUCUCACCCGCAGCGUAGGGCACGGAAACAGCCCAUGUCUGCCAAGGGGAACACCCUUACUCUUAUCCACGCUCACUCGCAACCGAACCUGUCCCUUCUUAAAUACUUCUCGUACGACCAGGGCAAUCCCGACGAGUCCCAUCCGCUCUACACGCACCUAAAGACGUUAUCGUGGUUGCACCUUGUGGACCCCAACGCGGAUCCCAUCUACGCAAACGAACCUGAAAAGGUGGACGAAGCGACCCUUCAGUCAUGGAAGCCCAGCAAGCGCGGGAUAUAUUACCGCAAGCGAAACCGAUGGGUUCGAGUACGAAGCGUGGUGGAUGAAACACGGGCCGGAGGCUUUGAUGGACUGAUAGUCGCCAGCCUGAUGGAACCGGCCUCAAUCCUGCAACAUGUCGUGCCGCUGCUCGCCGGGUCGGCACCGGUUGUGGUGUACUCGCCUACGAUCGAGCCUCUUGUCCACUUGGCAGAUCUCUACUCGACCGCUCGACGGGUCGCCUUUAUCAACCGGAAGCGAGAACUCGAGGAGAAACGAGAGCAGCAGCUGAAGGAGCGGCAAGGGCAAGACACUUCCAACGAUAACAACCCUCCUUCUCCUGAUCUUCCCCCCAUCGACCUAUCCUCCGAAUUCCCCGUCGAUCCGACCCUCCUCGUCGGCCCGACAUUGCAGACCUCGCGCGUGCGUCCCUGGCAGGUCCUUCCCGGACGCACGCAUCCGUUGAUGAUGGGCCGUGGCGGCGCGGAGGGAUACAUCUUCCAUGCUACCCGAGUCAUCCCCACGCAGGAGCGCAUCUCCGCCCGGGGCAACGUGAGUCGGAAGAAGCGGAAAGUUGCUGAAACUACACCUAGUACACCGGGCGAUUAG
Rasamsonia emersonii CBS 393.64 is the source of this 1755-nucleotide messenger RNA. Its product is annotated as Eukaryotic translation initiation factor 3, gamma subunit. Bases 1 to 1755 code for a protein of 584 amino acids. Gene Ontology annotation, biological process: tRNA methylation. The record is from RefSeq and is a predicted model, not a curated record. Lineage: Eukaryota; Fungi; Ascomycota; Eurotiomycetes; Eurotiales; Trichocomaceae. The transcript has 2 exons. Gene Ontology annotation, cellular component: tRNA (m1A) methyltransferase complex; nucleus.